This is a messenger RNA of Olea europaea var. sylvestris, 375 nucleotides long. Its product is annotated as EPIDERMAL PATTERNING FACTOR-like protein 2. The record is from RefSeq and is a predicted model, not a curated record. The transcript is spliced from 3 exons. Lineage: Eukaryota; Viridiplantae; Streptophyta; Magnoliopsida; Lamiales; Oleaceae. Gene Ontology annotation, biological process: stomatal complex development; guard cell differentiation. Bases 1 to 375 code for a protein of 124 amino acids.
AUGGGUUGCAGUUACAAUCUAAUAUGUGGCAUUUUACUUCACCAUUUUGCCAUUUCUUUACUGUUUCUCUUAAUUUCAAGCUCAUCCCACCUCAGUCCAGAAGGUAGAAUUUUAGUACAACGGGCCGAUAUUCACCAGACAGCGACUGAGGAUGAGAAGGCAACUUUUAGGGCACAAAUCGGCUUGAAGGUGCCGGAAUGUGAAAGGAGGUGCACUUCUUGUGCACAUUGUGAGGCCAUUCAGGUGCCCACAAACUCCCAAAUAAAGAACUCCACCACAACCUCAGGAAUUGUCUAUAACAGAGGUGAUGACAAUUCCAACAACAAGCCCUUGAGCUGGAAAUGCAAAUGUGGAAACCUAAUUUUCAACCCAUAA